AUGAGUCUGAGCCACGAUGUGACCGCUGUGUCCGUAGAGGUGCUUGUUGCUGGUUUCAGAAGCAGCUUCUACGAUUUCAUUCCGUGGGUGCCCACAACAGUACACGUUCCAACGAUAUCAAAGGCAAAUCCGUGGGAACAUGCUUUGGCUCUAUCGAGAUACCCUCCGAUGAUAUGCUCUCAGCAGGAGCUCUUUAGCGACAAUCCCACUGUAUACACGAACAGCUGCUCACUCUCUUCUAAGGAGUUGACAGCCGAUCGCACGAAGCACCUUCGCCUGCCAUCUAGCGACGGACGAAUACGUGAGCCGGGCCCGGUGCCUAAGAGGAGGUUUCAACUACCUUUGCAAAGUAAUGCUGCAGUUAUGACUGCGGAGCAAUUAUAUCUUGCUUAUUUUACGCGACAGAUGCUGAACAUGUUCCCGGAAAGUGUCCGUGGGGUUGCCUCUAGGAUUACAGGGCUGCCUGGCCUGCGUGAGGCUGUCAUCGCACUCUCGGCUGCCCGACUGGCAUAUAUUGAAAGUGAAUCACGGCUGUCGCCGACCACGACGGCUUUUCUCGGGAGACCUCGCCUACAGUACUUUGUCGAAGCCCUUAGCCGCUUUAACUCGGCGGUUCAGCAGAUUCGAGCCCAUACUACGGAUGUAGAGAACGAUGUCUUGAUGAUGCCCCAAUACGGCCGGACUCUUUUGCGUGCCGGUAUUUUUCUUAGGAUACGAACCUUAUUCUUGCUCGGUCCUUUCUCGUCGCUAGGCGCUGAACCUACAACAGCAGGGUAUCUUCAAGGUCUUGUCCAUGAAAUAGCGGAACCACAAGAGGCGAUGUACAUAAAUAUGACCAGGGCAGUAUCAACGGCGAGGCGCCAUAUUUUGCUGCACUGCAUGAAAACGUGGCACAUAGUAGCCAACAAGGUCUAUAACCGCUUUCAAGACGUCUUUAUCCGGUCUGCAAGAACCCCAAUCCUGCCGAGCACAACCGAGGGAAGCGAGGAUGUUUAUAUGACCCUGAAGGAGUUGAGAAAGCGCAAUCAUGUCGUUUUUUUGGACUCAGGCUUUGAACCACUUGACGCCAUGCUUUCGAAUCCAGCAGAGGAAUCGAAGUCCCACCAACCGGGGCACUCUCUCGAUAUCCCCAAAAUAGACCCAGUUUUAUUUGACCGUUGCGAGGAUGCCAUUUUCUGCGCUGUAUACGCUGUAGCACAGGUCUACUGUGACGGGGAGCUUCUGGAAAGCCUGCUUUACCAAGAUCAGUCUGAACUCGGCGCUCAUGUGGUCCAUUAUCUGGGUGCUGAUCCUGCUAGUCUUGCGCUGGCCGACCCGGGAGGUCGCGGUCUACCUCAAGGACAAGUUUCUUCCGCGUCUACAGCGUGCGAACGAUAUGCGAGAGGACGUAUAGGUUCCUUGCAAUCUUUCUCACGGAUUGUGGAUGCGUUGGACACAGAGACGAGACGUGACCGCAAGAUCUACAUAUUGCAAACCGAGUACACGGAAUGUACGGAGCGGGAGCAUUUCUUCCUGAUGAACCAGGUAGAAGGGCAUGCUAUCCAUGGACGGGACAGCGAAGGCCACUUCUUCGACGACUAUAUUCCUACUUGA
Aspergillus alliaceus is the source of this 1593-nucleotide messenger RNA. RefSeq lists its product as uncharacterized. The record is from RefSeq and is a predicted model, not a curated record. Lineage: Eukaryota; Fungi; Ascomycota; Eurotiomycetes; Eurotiales; Aspergillaceae. The coding region runs from base 1 to 1593 and encodes 530 amino acids. The transcript has 3 exons.